Messenger RNA from Solea solea (common sole), 1060 nucleotides. Its product is annotated as protein mono-ADP-ribosyltransferase PARP12-like. Lineage: Eukaryota; Metazoa; Chordata; Actinopteri; Pleuronectiformes; Soleidae. Gene Ontology annotation, molecular function: NAD+ poly-ADP-ribosyltransferase activity. The transcript is spliced from 3 exons. The record is from RefSeq and is a predicted model, not a curated record. Bases 180 to 683 code for a protein of 167 amino acids.
ACCUUGGCAUAUAGUCUGGAUGCUGGUGGAACAGCGUCUCUGAUGUGUCAUGUCUGAUGCUUAAUUAGUCCAGGUAAAAUGUUUUUCAUCAUUGAAUUUCAAAUUUAUGACCUGUUAAUCUGUAAUCUACUCUUGUUUUACAGCUUGUCGCUCUCUCCAAAUCUGCAAAGGACUAUGCGAUGAUUGUGAAGUUAUUUAAUAACACUAUGCCUCUGAGAAAGGUUACCAGCAUCCAGAGGAUUCAGAACCCCUCACUGUGGACAGUCUUUCAAUGGCAGAAGGCACAGAUGACAGGGAGAAAUAAAGGAAAACCUGUCAAUCAGCAGUAUUUGUUCCACGGGACAGACGAGUCCCUGGUCGGUGCCAUCUGUGAGCAGAACUUUGACUGGAGGAUGUGUGGUGUCCACGGUGUGGCCUAUGGCAAAGGGAGCUACUUUGCCAAAGAUUCGUCCUACUCAGACAACUAUGCUGUGGCCAAAAAAAACCUGAACAAGGUCAUGUUUGUGGCUCUGGUCUUGGUGGGAGAGUACUGCAAGGGAACGAGCAGCUUGGUCAGACCCCCUUCAAAAGGAACCAGCGGAAACCUCUACGAUAGUUGUGUGAACUGCGAACGCAACCCCAGCAUCUUUGUUAUCUUUGAAAAACAUCAGAUUUAUCCAGAGUACCUUAUCAACUACUCCUAAAUCCUAAUUGCGGAUGUUUCCUUUACUUAAGUCAGGGGAUAAACACGGUUAUGGGAUGCUUUUUACUUUGGCAAGCGGAAUUAACAGCAGAAUAAACAAUCCCUUCCCCCCAAACCCGUAAAGUUAUGGAGUUAUGCUAAAGGUGGUUAGUGGUUUGAAAGCAGUUAAAUCUAUGAGCUGAUAUCGAUAUUUCCUCUGUAGGAAAAUAUGAAAACAGAAAAAACCCGGUGUGAUUCUUUGUUUAUACACAAUACAAGACAGAAUCUAAGUUUGGUCAAUGUAUACGAACUUACAGUAAUACUUUUCCACGGUUGCUGGUGUCUAUUUUGUUAAGAGAAGAAUGCCAGGUUAUACAAUAAACAAGUUUUCAAAUGUUA